This is a messenger RNA of Dissoconium aciculare CBS 342.82, 1764 nucleotides long. RefSeq names its product subtilisin-like protein. Gene Ontology annotation, biological process: proteolysis. Gene Ontology annotation, molecular function: serine-type endopeptidase activity. The record is from RefSeq and is a predicted model, not a curated record. The transcript has a single exon. Lineage: Eukaryota; Fungi; Ascomycota; Dothideomycetes; Mycosphaerellales; Dissoconiaceae. The coding region runs from base 296 to 1681 and encodes 461 amino acids.
UUUUUCUUGUUUCGCUUUUCCUUUUCUUUCUCUGUACUCUCCAUCAUCGGCCCGGACUGUCGCUCGUUGCUUGGUCGUCAGUCGUUUUAUCGACCGACUGCACUCAUUCCUUUCAUCCUUUCGCUUCCUUGUUGCGCCGGCGCAACCAUUCAUUGCAUCGACCGUCAAUUGAGUUGUCGGCACCUGCAUAAAUUCAUCACUGAUCCGUCGGUCAAAUCUUACGGACAUCUACUGCUCGAUUGAGGAUCGAUCUACGGGCACGGCUAGUCAAAUCCACCCACUACUUUUUUGAAAGAUGGCCAAGUUUAUCCUCUCGUUCUUCGCGCUGGCCGCCAUAUGUGUCAAUCCCAUCUACGCCGUACCGGAUGGAGACGUUCAAGCUCACCAGAGUGGAGGCGCAGAACAUAUUGUCAUCAUUGACAGCGCUCAUCCAGCUCCGCCUGCGGUUGCCGAAGUCCUGAACCGACUGGCCCUCGACCCAAACCAUCCCGAUGUUAAAUGGAUUUACAACAACAGUGCCUUCACGGGCUUCUCCGCCUCGAUGGGUAGCCACUGUCUCGGUCUGCUUGCCAACAUGAGCGAUGUCAGCACUGUCGAGAAGGCCAUGACAGUGUCCAGCGCCCUCGUCAUGCCCCGACAGGCUCCGCAAUAUUUCUCCCGUGCCAGCGCUCCAUGGGGUCUGCAGAGCCUCGCUUCCCCUGUUCAGCCUCCCCGCGGCAGUAGCAUCAGUGCUGAAUUGGGCUACACCUACUCAUACACCGAUACCUCACUCGGCGCGGGUUCCGAUGUCUACAUUCUCGAUACUGGCAUCUACACGCAACACAACAUCUUCGGCGGUCGAGCCAAGAUGGCGUGGAGCUUCCAGGGCGACAACGUCGCCGACAAUGAUGGACAUGGUACGCACGUUGCUGGCACUGCCGCCGGCUCCAUCCUCGGAAUCGCAUCUAAUGCCAACAUCUGGGGCAUCAAGGGUCUGGCAGGUGACGGCAGCGGCUGGUCGUCCAACGUCAUCGCCGGAAUCGAUUUCGUCCUCAAACAGCACGAAGCUCGUCGCGGAGGACCUGACUUUGUCGGCUCCGUCCUCUCCAUGUCUCUCUCCUCCGGCACGGUCGUCGCGGCCAUCGACUCAGCCGUGGCCGCUUGCGUGAACGCCGGGAUCCACGUCUGCGUUGCUGCAGGAAACGAGGGCGUAGACGCUUGCAGCGCCUCGCCAGCCUCAUCAGGAGGUGCAAACGGCCGCGGCGCCAUCACCGUCGGCGCCGUCGACGUCAACCUCAAGCACGCCGACUUCUCCAACUACGGUUCCUGCGUCGACGUCUACGCGCCCGGUGUGGACGUCGUCUCCUCGUGGAUCGGCGCGCCCAACGUCAUCAAUGUCCUCUCUGGCACCUCCAUGGCCACCCCUCACGUCUCCGGCGUCGUCGCCUACCUCAUGGCCCGCAAUCCCGAGCUCGCCGCCAGCCCAGCGCUGAUGAAGAAGUGGAUCCUCGACAAUGCCCGGCCCCUGGCGGACGGCACUUUGUUGUUGACGAAUGGCGCACCCGCGGCCGCCGCGGCCAGCUCUGGAAAGAAGGUGCGUGAUGCGCGGCCGGACUUUGUCUUCGCCGACGAGGAUCACAACAGCAGCGGGUUCCUCCACAGGGCAUUCACCAAGCUCGAUGUGUCGCAGCUCUGGUCGUAAUAGAAGUCAAGAGAUUUGGUUCAUGUCGUGUUCUUUUCAAAUACACAGGAGCGCUGUCUGGUGCAGCCGCCUGUUGCUUUUUU